CCCCCCCCUCCCGUGCUUCCCUCCCGCCACCCGCUCGCACGCCUUUGUCGUCCUCUGUCCAAUCUCGCGCAGAGCCAGGCGCCCCCGCCUUUCCUCCCUCCCCUCGCCCCCUUUCCAGAUCCCCGCUGCCUGCUGCCAGGCUCCCGCUCGAGUCAGCCCACACGCCCCUUUUCGAUGACCAUGCCAAUGCCCCCGAGCGAGACGAGCCUCUCCUCCCUCGAUCAGGCCUACUUCUCCUCGUACGCCGACCUGGCCAUCCACGCGUCCAUGCUGUCAGAUGUGAGCCGGACCGAGGCCUACCGGCGGGCGUUUACCCGUGCCGGAGAGCUCGGCCUCUUUGCCGGCAAGGCGGUGCUGGAGGUGGGCGCCGGGCUUGGUGUCCUGGGGAUCUUCGCCGCGCGCGAGGGCGGCGCCCGCCAUGUAUACCUGGUGGAGGCAAGUGACAUUGUCCACCAGCUGCGCAAGGUGAUCGCCGCGCAGCCGGCAUCAAUUGCCGAACGCAUUACGAUCAUCCACUCGCGUGUUGAGGAUGCCAUCCUCCCGGAAAAGGUCGAUGUGAUCGUCAGCGAGUGGAUGGGCUAUGGCCUGCUGUAUGAGUCAAUGCUGGACUCGGUCCUGGUCGCGCGCGAUAACUGGCUCAAGGAGGACGGCGUGCUGAUGCCCUCGCGUGCCACCAUCUCGGCGGCCCUUCUUGGCGAUGGCGACCUGGCCAUGGAGCUUGUCUACGACCCGGACGCCUGCCUGUACGCCGACCCGAGCGACCCGGGUCAGGGCCGAUCUCUCGGUGACUCCCAGGCGAUGGCCGACCCGCUGACUUGUUUGGAGCUGCUUCAAGAGAGUGCCAGUGCACUGAGCAACUUGAACCCGGCCAUCCGCAGCCAGCGUGUCGAGCUAUGGCUCGCCCUAAGGCGCCAGGCCGACAACCACGCGCGCGAUCUCUGGCGGCAGAUCGGCCAACAGUAUGAUGUGGAUCUGGCACCAGUGGUGGCUCCAGUGAGUCGCUCCGGCGGGGAUCUCCAGCCAGCCGGCCUGCUGGCCAUUGGUGCUGCCGCGGACUUUGCCGCGCGUGCUGUCCCCUUUGAGGCCAGCGUGGCGACCAUCCAGCCGCCACGAGUGAUGACCACCCCCUCGGUCAUCUGGGAGCUGGACAUUGCCAAAGCAUCGCGCUCGGAUCUGCUGGACAUCUCCUGCAGCAUGGAGCAAAAGGUCAUCCAUCUGGACGUGCCGCGGGCGGUUGGGCUUUGGUUCGACGUGCAUUUUGACCUACCCGCCGCCGGGCCGGCCAUCACCCUCUCCACUUCGCCCUUUGAAGAGACAACACACUGGAUGCAGACCAUCCUCCCGGUAGCCGGUUCUUUGCACUCUCCGGCCGCCGAUCGGGCCCAUGGGCCGCUGGUGCCUGAUGCCCAGGUGUCUUUCGCUCUGCGUCUGCACCGCCCGCAUUCGGGGUCGCGCUUUCUCCUACUGGACGUGGAGGGCCUCGGUCCGGCCGACAACCCAGGCCGAACCUACUGCUACAAGAUGUCCUGCGGCCCAGACUUCGACAUGACUGCAUGAAGGGCAGGCGGUUGGAGUGUCUGAGCAUGUGUGUGUGUAUGUGUGCGUAUUUGUAUGUGUCGGUCAGCCAUCUGUCUGUGUGCGUGCGUGCGUGCGUGCGUGCGUGCGCACCCGAUCACCCUGCUGGUGCAUUUACUCAAGGUACUUCUGGGCGCACGGAAGUACCCCGCUCUUGUUGCUCGUGCUUUUCCCGCUCUGGCCGGGCCUCGAUACGUGACGGCCGGCCGCUGCCUGCUGCAUGGUCCUCCUUCAGAAGUGUAGACUACGUAUGUGUCCAUAUAUAUAUAUGUGUAUGUGUGUGUA
Messenger RNA from Fonticula alba, 1860 nucleotides. RefSeq lists its product as hypothetical. The record is from RefSeq and is a predicted model, not a curated record. The transcript has 7 exons. Lineage: Eukaryota; Rotosphaerida; Fonticulaceae. Bases 175 to 1557 code for a protein of 460 amino acids. Gene Ontology annotation, molecular function: protein-arginine N-methyltransferase activity. Gene Ontology annotation, biological process: peptidyl-arginine methylation.